CCAGGAGCGUGAGGGUUAAUGUCCGUGUGAUACGCGCUACUGGCGGAGAGUUAACAAAUCAUAGGCUGAGAGACUGAGGCACAGACAGGCUGCUAUGGUAGUAAGCGAGUGAGACGGCACAGCAGGUUGUCUACUUACAAGAGAACACUGAGCUGUUUGCACAACAGAGAACACAAGUUUCCAUCAUGGGCUUUGGGGCAGAUUUUAGCGGUCCUGACGGGUACAAUGCAUUGCUGCGUCUGCAAGAUUCAGAGCUAAAACUCAUGGAAACCAUGAAAAAGUGGCUGAUUCAGCGGGUAAAGAGUGAUAAAGAAUACUCAUCAAUGCUGCAUCAGAUGUUCACACAUGUGGAAAAGGUAGAAAAUUCACCACAGCUUGGACUGAACGAUUUGUCAAGCCAGCUCAAUCAGUCCUGGAACACGUUGGUUACUCAGACUGAGAAUUUAAGCCAAAUUUUACGGAAACAUUCAGAAGACUUGAAUUCAGGACCCCUGAACAGAUUAACUCUUCUUAUACGUGAAAAGCAGCAGCUGAAAAAGUCUUACAGUGAGCAGUGGCAGCAGCUCCAUCAAGAUUAUAACAAGACAACACAGCAAGAGAUAGAGAAGCUGAGAUCUCAGUAUCGCUGCCAUGUGAAGGAAACCUUACAGAGCAAGCGCAAAUAUCAGGAGGCCAGCAAAGACAAAGACCGGGAUAAAGCGAAAGAGAAGUAUGUAAAGAACACAUGGAAACUGCACGCCCUUCACAACCAGUAUGUGCUGGCCAUCAAAGCAGCUAAAUUACACCAUGAGCAUCACUACCAACAGAGCAUGCCAGCCCUACACGAGUCCAUGCAGAACAUUCACGAAGAGAUGGCCUUUAUUCUUAAGGGAAUUAUGCAAGAAUAUUAUGGAAUCACAAGCUUUGUGCAAGAGGAAGUUGCAUCUGUACACCGGGAGAUCGCUAAUGCCAUAAGCACCAUAAGUCCUAAGACGGAAUAUGAGAGCUUCGCACAGAUGAACAGGUCAGUGACAGAUCUGCCACCUGAAGUAAACUUUGACAUCAGCUUGCUGGAAGAGACAGAUAACUUGGAUGCAGAAGAACUGCAGUUAAAUGAUUUAACAAUAGAGAGCGUGCAGCACACGCUCACCUCUGUGGAAGAUGAUCUGGCUUCUGUCUCUGAAGCAGUUAUUACCAAAGAAGAGGCAGUGAAACAACUUCAUUAUGAAAUUACAAGCGAGCAAGACAGCAUAGAUGCGGCAGGCCAGAUUAAUCUGCUGACCAAGAAACAGUCUCUACAAGACGCUCUGCUACAGUAUCACAUGGUUCUGUGCAAUCUGAAGAAGCUCCAGGGGCAGCGAGAUAUGCUGAAGACAAAAAUGUUAACUCUUGGAACAGCAGACCCCCCUCCAGCCCUCCAGCUUCAGGAUGACGGGCAAUCCAUCUCUUCAAUAGAACGAGAAAGCAGAGGAAAACAAACUUUAGAAAAUAUUAAAAAUCACAUAUCUGGAAUAUUUCGGCCCAAAAUUACUCUGCCACCUCUUUUGCAAUUGGUCCCAGAAGUUCAGAAGCCUCUCAGCCAACAGAACUGGUACCAUGGUGCCAUACCCCGCACAGAAGUGCUGGAGCUUUUAUUGAACAACGGGGAUUUCCUUGUCCGUGAAAGCCAAGGCAAACAGGAAUACGUGUUGUCAGUUCUGUGGGAGGGGCAACCAAGGCAUUUUAUCAUCCAGUGUGUGGACAACAUGUACAGAUUGGAAGGAGAAGCUUUUCAAACCAUCCCUUUGCUAAUUGACCAUUUUCAGAAGUCCAAGCAAACGGUUACCAAGAAAAGUGGAGUUAUUCUUCAUAAGCCUAUUCUCAAGGACAAAUGGGUCUUGGAACAUGAAGAGGUUAUUCUGGGAGAGAAAAUUGGAAGGGGCAAUUUUGGAGAGGUGUUCAGUGGACGUCUCCGUGCCGAUAACAUGCCUAUAGCAGUCAAAACAUGUCGGGAGACUCUGCCACCAGACCAAAAGGACAAAUUUCUACUGGAAGCCAGAAUACUGAAACAAUACAGCCAUCCAAACAUUGUGAAAUUAAUUGGAGUCUGCACACAGAAGCAUCCUAUAUACAUUGUCAUGGAGCUGGUGCAUGGGGGCGACUUUCUGUCUUUUUUACGAAAUGAAGGCAGCAAAUUGAGAAUGAAAGAAAUUAUAAGGAUGACAGAAAAUGCUGCAGCUGGGAUGGAAUACUUGGAAAGCAAACAUUGUAUUCACAGGGAUCUUGCAGCUCGCAACUGUCUUGUAAGUGAGAAAAAUGUCUUGAAGAUCAGUGAUUUUGGCAUGUCAAGGGAACAGGAGGAUGGAGUGUACUCGUCUACCGGAGGAAUGAAACAAAUCCCUGUAAAGUGGACAGCGCCUGAAGCUCUCAAUUAUGGAAGGUACAGUUCAGAAAGUGAUGUCUGGAGCUUUGGGAUUUUACUCUGGGAGGCCUUCAGCCUUGGUGCCGUACCAUACACUAAUAUGAACAACCAGCAAACAAGGGAGGGCAUAGAGCAGGGAAUACGUCUUCCAGCCCCAGAGAUGUGCCCGGAGGAUAUUUAUAAACUGAUGCUAAGAUGCUGGGAAUAUGAUCCGAGAAAGCGUCCAAGCUUCAGCCUUGUGCAUCAGGAACUUGUCAAUAUACGCAAAAGGCAUCGAUGAGGCCAUACGUGGGACAUUAACCUCUUCUUGACCAGAUGGGUCCUAAAAAACAUUUCAUGGGCAGCAACUGGUGAACCACUUGCGCGCUUAUCAGACCUGAGGCCAAGCAAAAGGACAGACAUACUUUUUUAAAGAAAAAAAUGCUCUUUUUAAUUAUAGAAUAAAAAAUAUCUGUUCGUAAAGAUCCACGACAAAGGUCUAGCUUAUCAGUGCAUGUUAACAGUCAUAUUAGCAGCAGAGAAAUAAAAUGAAAAGCCAUAAAACAUAAAUAUUAAUAAAAAUUAUGUUGUGCAAAACUUUGUAUUUUAAUUAGAGAAACCAGCAUCAGGAGUUUACCUUGGGACUUGUUUUAUAGAAAUCAUUUUCUUUAGAUUCUGAUGAAGGUUUCAUGUUAAAUAUAUUUCAUUACAUUCAGUGCAGAUGUGUCAUGUUUCUAUGUAUAGCAACUGCCAUUAUUUUAUUUAAAAAUAAAGUGUUUAUAUAUUUUAUUACAUGCUAUGUAGACUUGUGUGCUUAGCAUUAGCUAUAAAUAGCUUAUUGGUUUUGCUGAUGUUAGCCAGCAGUGGUUAAUGUGACCUUACAUUCAUUCCUGGAUUCUUUUAAACUCAGUUAAAGUAAAGUGUAGCUGAUAGUGUCAGAUUGCUGAAUAUUCAUGCUAACUUUUUGUUGCUGGACACUGCCACAGUCAUAUAAUUAAAGGGACAUGAAACCCAAUUUUUUUUAUUCUGAUUUAGAAAGAGCAUACAAUUAUAAACAACUUUCUAAUUUACUUCUAUUAUCUAAUUUGCUUCAUUCUCUUGAUAUUCUUUGCUGAAAAGCAUAUCUUGAUAUGCUUAGUAGCUGCUGAUUGGUAGCUGCAAAUAGAUGCCUCCUGUGAUUGGCUCACUAUGUGCAUUGCUAUUUCUUAAUUAAAGGAUAUCUAAAGAAUGAAGCAAAUAGAUAAUAGAAGUAAAUUGGAAUGUUGUUUAAAAUUGUAUUCUCUACCUUAAUCAUGAAAUAAUUUUUUGGGUAUAGUGUCCCUUUAACAGUGCAGAACUGCAGAUAUCUUAAAUAUUGCUCUGUAUGGAUUCAAAUAUUACCUGUAAUGUAUCGCCUACAGUUCAUAUUUUAUAAGGUUGAAAACUAUUCAAUAGGAAAUAUCUCGCUUUCCCAGCAUGUGAGUUAUUUGGAACUAUAUAUGGUGUGGAGCAAAUUGUAAUAAAAUGUUCUAAUGUCACUGCCAUUCGGACCCAAUCAGACUUAUAAAUAACUGGAGAUUUAUUAUCUGUGUAUGACACAAGAGAGCUAAAAGACUGCAGCAUUCUGUAGGACAAGUUAUUAUAUAUGAAUCUCUGUAUGUUCUAACAAAAUGAAAUAAAACUUAGGGCUUGUUCACAUUUUA
Messenger RNA from Bombina bombina (fire-bellied toad), 4041 nucleotides. It is a transcript of the gene FES, whose product is annotated as FES proto-oncogene, tyrosine kinase. Gene Ontology annotation, biological process: regulation of mast cell degranulation; peptidyl-tyrosine phosphorylation; cell adhesion. The transcript has 19 exons. The coding region runs from base 186 to 2660 and encodes 824 amino acids. Gene Ontology annotation, molecular function: ATP binding; non-membrane spanning protein tyrosine kinase activity. NCBI's taxonomy places the organism in Eukaryota, Metazoa, Chordata, Amphibia, Anura, Bombinatoridae. The record is from RefSeq and is a predicted model, not a curated record.